UAUUUUAAAGAAAGAGAGAUAAUAAAGAGCGGACCACAAAGGAAUUUUAGAGCUCGAAAGCCAAAAUCCAAAGCCUCCAUUUCCAUCUCUCAAUUCCUUUUCCAUUACCUCUCUCUCUUCCUCUGAUUUGCAGAGAGAAUCCAAAGGACGCAGAACCCCAACAUCAGAAACACCACAGUUUUUCAUUUUUUUUGUCUGCAAGAACAGAAAGACAAUACAAACACACCCAGUUCGUUAAGUUUUUUUUCCCCUUUCAAAUAUUCCAAUCAACGCCUUAUUUCUUCUCUUAUCCAUUAUUAAGAACUGUGGGAUUCUUUUAUUUUAUUUUUUGACUAGGAAAGAGAAGGAAGGAAGAAACAUCGGAUCGGAUUGGAAUUGUGAAAUUUCGGGCUUUAAAUUGGUUGCAUCUUAGAGAGAUAUGUUGGAGGAUCGCUCCUUUCUAGCGUCGAGGGUGUUCUCAAGCUCUUGCCAGCAAGAAACUCAGUGGGCUUGCUUUAAUUUAACAUAUCGACUCGAGGUUGGAAUGGGAAAUGGGAAACGCCCAUCAGAUCAUGAUGGAGAUGAGUUUGUUAGAACCUCUAGUUCUUAUGGUAGAAACGUCAGACCUCGAUCUUCGAGGAAUCAUCAUCCAAAUGAUGAGUCCGAUUCUGGGGAUAGUUCUGAUUCCGGCUCUUUAAUCUCUCCCAUUGGUCGGGACAACUCUAUUAAUUGCUUAAUUCGCUGCUCCAGGUCUGAUUAUGGUUCUAUUGCUUCCUUGAAUCGAAGUUUCCGUUCAUUAAUUCGUAGUGGCGAGCUUUACAAGCUGCGGCGUUUGAACGGCGUGAUCGAGCACUGGGUUUACUUCUCUUGCCAUCUUCUGGAAUGGGAAGCUUUUGAUCCAAUUCAACGCAGGUGGAUGCAUUUGCCAAGGAUGGAUUCGAAUGAAUGUUUCAUGUGCUCGGAUAAGGAGUCCUUGGGAGUGGGAACUGACCUUCUUGUUUUUGGUAAGGAUUUAAACUCCCAUGUCACUUAUAGAUAUAGUAUAUUGACAAAUUCCUGGUGUCCUGGAGUUAGUAUGAAUGAUCCCAGAUGCUUGUUUGGGUCUGCUAGUAAAGGGGAGAUAGCAAUUUUAGCUGGUGGUUGUGAUUCUAAUGGCAACAUUCUUAACACUGCUGAGCUUUACAAUUCCGAGACUAAAACAUGGGUGACGCUUCCAAAUAUGACUAAACCAAGGAAGCUUUGUUCUGGGGUUUUCAUGGACAAGAAAUUCUAUGUUAUUGGUGGAGUUGGAGGAAGUGAGGCUAAGGUUCUUACAUGUGGUGAAGAGUACGAUUUAGAAACUCGAAAAUGGACUGAAAUUCCCAACAUGUCGCCUGGUCGUAGUGCUGCAGCUAGGGACAGUGACAUGCCAGCUGCAGCCGAAGCACCGCCUCUUCUUGCUGUGGUGAACAAUGAACUCUAUGCUGCAGAUCACACUGAUAUGGAGGUUAGGAAAUAUGAUAAACAAAGAAGAGAAUGGUUUACAGUUGGGAGGUUGCCUGAACGAGCAGUUUCAACUAAUGGUUGGGGGCUUGCAUUUAGAGCUUGUGGAGAUAGGCUUAUUGUUAUUGGUGGACCAAGGGCCAUGGGGGAAGGUUAUAUAGAACUCAAUUCAUGGGUUCCAAGUGAAGGACCUCCAAGGUGGGAUUUGCUUGCAAGGAAACCAUCUGCAAAUUUUGUGUAUAACUGUGCUGUGAUGGGAUGCUGAAACUUUAAAAAAAAAAAAAAAAGACAAAAAAAAAAACAAAAAACCAACGUGUUCUGCUAUGCUCUCCAAUUGAUGGUGUCUCCCACUUCAACUUGCAGAUGAAUUGCUCAAGAUGGGUUUGUUUUCUUUCUUCUACACAUGAUUUUAGCUGAUGAGUUAUUUCCCAUACUCUCUUCAGAUAUUUUCAACCACUGCGCAGGGAGGCGUGGGGAGGAAUCGAUUUUACUCAAGAUUUUAUAGAAAACUUUCCAUGGAAGGCGAUCUUAAAAGGAAAAAAAUUAUAUAUAUAUCAUUUAUUCUCUCUCAAAAGACUCAUUUUUAUUGCUUCUUCCAUUGAUAUUGCAUCCUCCUUCCCCCCAAUUAUUGGCUUGAGAUAUUACAAAGAUUGAUUUCUUGUUAGGACAGUUAUCAUAGUUCCCAAUAAUUCAGUACAAUAGAAAUUCAUAGCUCACUGAGUUACUGUUUUCCUGAAGCUUUUAUGAGUAAACAUGACUCUACUUUUCUGCACUCCAUGAACAUUACCAUUGACCUUUUGAUCAUAUGUGUCUUCAUGAAAUGAAAUAAGUUAGAGGUGGUGACUUCUUUGCA
Messenger RNA from Benincasa hispida (wax gourd), 2314 nucleotides. Its product is annotated as Galactose oxidase/kelch repeat superfamily protein. Gene Ontology annotation, molecular function: protein binding. NCBI's taxonomy places the organism in Eukaryota, Viridiplantae, Streptophyta, Magnoliopsida, Cucurbitales, Cucurbitaceae. The record is from RefSeq and is a predicted model, not a curated record. Gene Ontology annotation, cellular component: nucleus.